This is a messenger RNA of Megachile rotundata (alfalfa leafcutting bee), 1647 nucleotides long. RefSeq names its product protein gooseberry. Gene Ontology annotation, biological process: anatomical structure development; regulation of transcription by RNA polymerase II. The record is from RefSeq and is a predicted model, not a curated record. NCBI's taxonomy places the organism in Eukaryota, Metazoa, Arthropoda, Insecta, Hymenoptera, Megachilidae. Gene Ontology annotation, molecular function: DNA-binding transcription factor activity, RNA polymerase II-specific; RNA polymerase II cis-regulatory region sequence-specific DNA binding.
UUAGGUGCAAAUUUGAAUAAACAUUGUGAAUAACAUUCUGAACAAAUAUGGAUGCCAAUUACAAUCUGUACAACCAAAGUUAAAUACAAAAUACACAUAACAGUUUAAGUCUCUUCGUCUAGCUUAACAUUGUAGCAAUAAUCUUCAAUUAGGUAGACGAAUAAACUUGAAUAACAAUUACAAUCUGUACAACCAAAGUUAAAUACAAAAUACACAUAACAGUUUAAAUCUCUUCGUCUAGCUUAACAUUGUAGCAAUAACCUUCAAUUAGGUAAAUGAACAAACUUGAAUAAUAAUUACAAUCUGUACAACCAAAGCCAAAUACAAAAUAUACAUAACAGUUUAAAUUUCUUCAUCUAGUUGAACAUUGUAGCAAUAAUCUUCAAUUAGGUAAAUGAACAAACUUGAAUAACAAUUACAAUCUGUACAACCAAAGCCAAAUACAAAAUACACAUAACAGUUUAAAUUUCUUCAUCUAGCUUAACAUUGUAGCAAUAAUCUUCAAUUAGGUAACUGAAUAGACUUGAAUAACAAUUACAAUCUCUACAACCAAAGCCAAAUCCAAAGUAUACCUAACAUUUCAAGUCCUCUUAUUUAUCUUAACAUUGCAGUAACAAUUUCCAAUUAAAUAAAUGGACAAACUUGAAUAACAAUUACAAUCUCUACAACCAAAGCCAAAUCCAAAGUAUACCUAACAUUUCAAGUCCUCUUAUUUACCUUAACAUUGCAGUAACAAUUUCCAAUUAGAUAAAUGGACAAACUUGAAUGUCAAUUACAAUCUGUACAACCAAAGCCAAGUACAAAAUAACUUCCCAUAUCAAGUUUCUUCAUUUACCUUAACAUUGCAAUAAUAAUUAGCCAACUACCGAAACCCCAUAGAUUAAGGGGUUUUUACUUAAAUUUAAUUACAACAGUAUUUGCCAAAAGCCAUUAAGAUAUGCAAAAACAAAGUUGGCCCACUUUCUACUCGCAUUUCUGCAAUGUUCCAAGUUGAACCCACGUUCUCUGUUUCCAGGACAAGGCCGAGUGAAUCAACUCGGAGGUGUUUUCAUUAACGGGCGUCCAUUACCGAACCAUAUUCGCUUAAAGAUCGUCGAAAUGGCGGCGGCCGGUGUCAGACCCUGUGUGAUCUCGAGACAGCUGAGAGUCUCUCACGGUUGCGUGUCGAAGAUCUUGAAUCGGUACCAGGAGACGGGGUCGAUUAGACCCGGGGUGAUCGGUGGCAGCAAACCGCGGGUUGCAACGCCUGAAGUCGAGGCGAGAAUCGAGGACAUGAAAAGACAGAAUCCUGGGAUAUUCAGCUGGGAGAUUCGUGAGAAGCUGAUAAAGCAGGAUGGUAUCUGUGAUAAAGCGUCAGCACCAUCGGUUUCGAGCAUUUCGAGACUUCUUCGUGGGCCCACAAAUCAAACUCGGCCGGGAGAGGAUCCUAGGAGGAAUCAUUCUAUCGAUGGGAUACUCGGUGGCAGCAGCGGCGACGAUUCGGACACAGAAAGCGAACCAGGCAUCGCGUUGAAGAGAAAACAGCGAAGAAGCAGAACAACAUUCACCGGUGAACAACUUGAACAACUGGAGGCCGCUUUUCAUAGGACACAGUAUCCCGACGUCUACACCAGAGAGGAAUUAGCUCAAAAAUAUCAUAAAGUUUAA